This is a messenger RNA of Adineta steineri, 1002 nucleotides long. Lineage: Eukaryota; Metazoa; Rotifera; Eurotatoria; Adinetida; Adinetidae. The record is from the annotation of a GenBank genome assembly.
AUGACAUUCGGUAUUCGAAAUCUCGUUGGAAUUCAUCGACUUCAUACCGGUCAAGAAAAUUAUUCUACUCCGUUAAUAUUUAAAACAUAUUCUCAAUGGUCUUAUUGGCAACGAAAAGCAUUUGAUUAUCUUAUUUGGUGUCAUGUAGCACAUGCACUUGAUUUUAGUGCUGCACUUUUAUGUUGGCUUUGGAUAUUUCCAAUAACAUUUCCUCAAGCACAUGAAUGGCAUAUAAAAUGGGUAUCACAAGUUUUUCUUUAUAAUUUAGCAUGUGAAUUUAUUAUUUAUUCAUUUUGGCAUUGGUUAACUUAUGGACGUACAAGUCCAUAUGCUCAAGGACCAUUAAAGGAAAAGAAAUUUAAUUCAACUAAUCCUUAUGAUGAUAAAAAGCAAGAUCAUCUAUUACGAGAAGUAACAUUUACAACACUUGGUUGGUUACAAUCAGCAUUUGUUCAAUGUGUUUUUAUGUGGUUAUGGGCUAGUGGUCGUUUACCGUAUUAUUAUGAUUUUUGGUCACGACCAUUUUUUUCAAUAUUUAUUCUUUUAGCUGUUACUUUUUGGAGAGAAUUUCAUUUUUACUGGAUUCAUCGUUUUAUGCAUCCAUGGUGGUCUGUUAAAAAUGGAUUAAGUCAAGGUGAUAUUGGUGCAUUUCUUUAUCGACAUUGUCAUAGUCUUCAUCAUAAAAGUCGUAAUCCUGGUCCUUGGUCAGGAUUAUCUAUGCACCCUGUUGAACAUUUCUUUUAUUAUACAUGUGCAUAUUUUCCAUUACUUUUUGCAUGUCAUCCGCUUCAUUUUCUUUAUGCAAAAUUUCAUGCUGAUAUUGCACCAAUUGGUGGCCAUGAUGGUUUCGAUGAUCCAGCUGGCGGAGGCGAUUUUCAUUAUCUUCAUCAUGCAUUUUUUGAAUGUAAUUAUGGAGUACCAUUAAUUGAUUUUGAUCGUCUAUUUGGUACAUGGAAAGACUAUGUUAGAAAACCAUCAGUAGAUGCAAAACGUGAAGACUAA